AUGAAGGUUGUUCUUCUCCUUUCUCUUUUUGGCGCAGCAGCGGGCUUUGUGCUUCAGCCUGCCCAAACUUUACGUUCUUCUGCUUUGCAAUUUCGUAAGGUGAACAAUGAACAGCAGAACUUCGUUGAAUUGAAGAAACCAGCUUCUACUCCCUCUGUCGUAUCCCCCAAUGCUUUGCCUGUCUCUCAACGUCAAAAGAUGAAGGACGUUGUCGUUGCACCUGAUUACUGGCUCACUUCGACAAUGUUGGCUCUUGUUCCAAUGAUCAUGUGGUAUCAUCCUUCAUACUAUGAAGAUGGUUCCAUGUCGCUCAUUGCAUUAGCCGGUGCUAGCUUUCAUCUCAUUUUCGGUCGCUUCUUGUGGGUGCAAACUGACAGAGUUCGAUGUGUUUUUGAGAAGGAUAGCUUUGAGUUCUACAACCUAAAGGAUGGUAAGCUCCAACAGAAGCCACAGAAUUAUGUCGCGGACACGAGAAAUCGUUGGAAGUACGAUUCGAUUAUCAACUAUGGCUUCUUUCCUUCGGAAGACUUUCCCGUAAUCUGCUACUUCAAAGAGACUGAAACACCCGAAUGGAAGUGGGACAGAUGGUUCGCGGCCUUCGAUAGCUACGGCAAUGGUCAGCCACACUUCUUCCCUGGAAUUUGUAACGUCAAACAAUUCAAGGAACAGAUGGAGCUUCGUGGGGUCAAGAGCAAGCCCAUCCCUACUCUCAUGCAGUCCAAAAAGGAGUAG
Messenger RNA from Cylindrotheca closterium, 732 nucleotides. The record is from the annotation of a GenBank genome assembly. NCBI's taxonomy places the organism in Eukaryota, Bacillariophyta, Bacillariophyceae, Bacillariales, Bacillariaceae.